AAAAGAUGAAAGCAUGUCAGAUGAAGAAUCGGACAACGAUUCAAACGACACCACAAGCGUGGAAAGUAGUUCUCAACCGUACAGAUCCAGAAAAGUUUCGUUCAGCACUCACAAACACAAUCAUUAUGGAAGCUUCUAUUUGAGAAUGGGUGCUGUCGCAUUCGGCAUCGGUAGCAUGAUCUACUCCGGCCUGGAGUUCGGACAAUACUUCGAGCUGGAGUUGAACACCAAGUGCCACAACGUCCUGCUUGCUCUGACACCAGCAACCCGUAUGGCAUUCAUCUUCAUCCAGAUGUACUUCAUCUUUCUCAACAACGAACAGAUGCGCGUCUACAAGCACAAAGUCGCGGCCAGGUUUGGCUUGAUGCACAUGAUCGGCACCAAUCUCAGCGUCUGGCUCAACGUGCUGGUUCAGGAGACCAAGCAUGAGAUACUUACCUUCUACAAUCCCGAGAAUAACUCGCUGAGGAUAGCUCAUAGGAUACCCUUCAAGGCGAGGGUUUUAGGUCUUCCAGAGGUCACAGCAGAUCAUCCCGCUGAAGCUCAUGGUCCCCAUCACCACCACAUAGUGGCGCGUGGUCUGAAAGGACCUCAUCAUCUGUACGAAUGCAGAAGAACGAAUAUCAUUGGUUCUCUGGUUCAAGAUGCCUCGCCGUUCCUUUUUCCGUGCACCAUAGAAUACAGCCUCAUCUGCGCUGCUAUUUUGUAUGUGAUGUGGAAGAGUAUAUCAAAGUUGCCAGUUGGCGGACAAGGAAAGCCAAGGACGGAACUGAACCAGUACAAGCGUAGUCCUCAUCACUAUUCUGUUGACUGCGCCAGGGCUCACAAAGGUCUGUUUGUGGGCAUUUUAUUUUUGGUGCUGACCAUUAUCUCGCUCAUACUGUUUUUCGUUCUGAUAUCGCGAGUUGAAUUCGUAGGCUUGGCAGUUAUUGAAGUCAACAUAUGUGAAUUGGGCCUGUACGGCCUUACCACUCUAGCAUCACUGAUAGGUAUGUGGCAAGUCCGGCAACUCAAGUACGAUGGAGGAAAGAACUUAGAACUCGACAACAUCUUACUGGUUGGAGCACAAACAGGCAUGUUUAUCUACAGUACGUUCACUAUCAUCGGCAGUCAAUUUACUAUACAGAAAAGCACCGUUCUGGUUUUAGUUACAGCCUUAUCGUCACUUCUCCAGACUACUUGUCAGACGAUUUUCAUAUUGGAUGCAUCAAGAAGGUCGUGUGUCACUCCAGAACAAAUGCGUAAGAAACCGGGCCGCCAGAUAGUGACAUUCCUUCUGGUGACCAACCUGGCCAUGUGGGCGAUCAACACCUUAGAAAAAUCACGAGCGGAAUCUCACCCAAUCCAGUUGCAUUUCUACGGUCUUUGGGCCUGGACCAUCAUCACCCACGUAUCCAUGCCAUUGGCCAUCUUCUACCGCUUCCAUUCGACGGUGUGCCUGUGCGAAAUCUGGAAGCGGGCAUACAAAAUGAAGCCAGCGUACAUGUGAGCCGAGGCGUUCCUUGCGAAGCACAGGUGACAUUUGACAGAUCAGCGAGCCAUGGUAGAUAAGGAGUGCCAGACGUCACCUGAAUACCAGUUGGAUUACAUGUCGGAGGCUGAGAAGAUACUGAAACGUAUUGCUUACUAUGAUUUGGGGGUAUUUUAGGUUGUGUUGGGAGGGGAAUUUGAUGAAGGUGUUGAAGGAACGUUCAAUAAAAUCGUUACUAUCAGUAGCCUGACGCAGCUGGGGGGCCAAUGUCACUUUGAAAAGAGAGUGUAAGAUAAGGAAGAGAC
This is a messenger RNA of Acanthoscelides obtectus, 1776 nucleotides long. The record is from the annotation of a GenBank genome assembly. Lineage: Eukaryota; Metazoa; Arthropoda; Insecta; Coleoptera; Chrysomelidae.